AUGCGCUUGCUUUACAACAGACUGGUGCGGUACCUCAAGUCCCGUGACUGGAAUCUGGCAGAGGCAGAGCGACAGUUGAUUGACACAGUGGAAUAUCGGCGCCGGACGCAGCCCUUGAGAGUGGACUGUUUGUGCCACAAAAGGCCUGGCUUCCACUCGAUGCGCCAAGUGGGCCAUGACCUGGCGGGACGACCAGUCAUUUACGCGAACUUCGCGCAGGCCAGCACACACCGCGCCACAGCUGAUGACACCAUGAGUCACGCCAUCUACCUUAUCGAGAACGCCAAGCGCUCCAUGGGACCGGUGUCCACCUGGGUCUUCGUCAUGGACUGCACAGGUAACUAA
Pomacea canaliculata is the source of this 345-nucleotide messenger RNA. RefSeq lists its product as uncharacterized. NCBI's taxonomy places the organism in Eukaryota, Metazoa, Mollusca, Gastropoda, Architaenioglossa, Ampullariidae. The record is from RefSeq and is a predicted model, not a curated record.